Molecule: messenger RNA, 1636 nt
Organism: Penaeus monodon (black tiger shrimp)
Lineage: Eukaryota; Metazoa; Arthropoda; Malacostraca; Decapoda; Penaeidae
Product: ELMO domain-containing protein 3-like
Exons: 9
Coding region: 233-1276 (347 amino acids)
Source: RefSeq, a predicted model, not a curated record
GUAGCGUUGGGGGUGAAGUUGGAGUCGAACGCCCUGGACAGGUAAUCCUCACAUAACUUUACCCUUUUGCGUUGGUUUCACCCCCUGCCGCCCUCGCCUGCACCCACUCGCGAGGAGGGGCUUAGGGGAGGAGGAUAGAGUUGGUCAUGGCUCUGCAGGAUCCUGUCUGUGAGUUUGGCAUUCCUCGCAUGUCAAGAAAUAGGAGAUUUUAACCCAAUCAUCAAGAUCAUCCAUGAUGUUGGAGACACUGCAGCAGAAGGAUCCUCCAUCAGAGUUUGUUGACAUUGCAGAGAGGAACCGGAAGAAUGAAAGUCUUGGGAUGAAUUGUGGUGAAAGAGUGAGUCAGGUGGAAGAAUAUGCAGCUGCUCAAGAAGAAUGGGAGGCUGUGCAGUGUGUGGAGCCAAUCCUGCGCUCCCCUUACAAAGAGGACCCGCACAAGAGCCCCAAGAAGUUCAUCAAUGGGUCUUCGUCCUCCCCGGCAAAAUCGCCAUCAAUGUCCCCGCAAGCCCUGGCCCCCAAUGUUCGGAUUACACCCCACACCGACUUUGAUGAAGUGUGGGAUUUCUUUACUCGGCAGGAUAUGAGUCAUGUGAUGGGAUCCAUAAAACCCACUCUUGAAAGAAGGGGAGUGAACGGUCUCUUCAGGACAAUUUUUGGGCCCAAGAAGCUAAAGGCAGAAUUAGUAGAUGAGAGAAACCUUCUUUUUGCAAUUGCUCAGUGUCAGUUUGACAACAGUGAGCCAAUUCACCUUCAAAUUCUUCAGACAGUGUACAAGGUUCUAACAGGCACCAAGAUAGACUGCCCACGCUUUGGCAACCACUGGGAUGUCAUUGGCUUUCAGGGUGUGGAUCCAGCAACAGAUCUUCGAGGCGUUGGCUUACUAGGCUUGGUUCAUGCUCUUCAUUUAUUAACCUAUGAAGCAGUACUGCCACUGGCAAGGGACAUAUUCCGUCUAAGUCAUGACCAGCACUCCCAGUUUCCAUUCAUGGUGCUUUCCAUAAACGUAACUCGCAUAUCGUUGCAAACCCUUCGGGAAGGUCAUCUCAACAAGGAGUGUAAUAGCCGUGGCAAUGUAAGACAUGUCCUGAACGAGUAUUUCACAGCUGUUAUGUUCCAUAUUUAUUGGAUAUGGAAAACAGAAUGCAAAACCAUAAAAGAUUCAGGUUUUCUGAUAAAAGAUGCCGAAGCUUACUGCAAGAGGAAUGUAAAGACAGUUUUGCAAAAGUUACAGGCACAGCUCCGCAAAUACUCGCAUCAGGAAGCUGAAAUGUUGUGAUUAUGCAGAAUAAACAUUUUUCUGUAUGUAUGGAAGGAUCUCAGUGAUAUACAAGCUUAUUCAAUAUGAUAUAUAAGAAGAGAGAGUGAUUGGUUGUGAGUAUACAGGUGUUAGGUGACCUUUUUGGUCAAGGUUUUAUAUAUAUAAGAAGACAAUACUUGAAUUAUUAGAUUUUCGUUCUGUUAUGUGCUCUAUAUGUUUAUUUUUAGAAGAUGGUAAAAACUCUUUUAAAGUGCCACAAAUACCAUACGACUAUGGCAUACUUGGGUUAAAAGAUUUGAAGUGGUUCUAUUUUGGGGUAUCUUAAAGGAUUGUAAAAGGCCUUUCACAAACAACUAUGAUGAGUAAAUAAAAAAAAAA